Trichomonas vaginalis G3 is the source of this 874-nucleotide messenger RNA. RefSeq names its product organellar and viral DNA polymerase type B. The annotation marks the transcript as partial. The record is from RefSeq and is a predicted model, not a curated record. Gene Ontology annotation, biological process: DNA replication. NCBI's taxonomy places the organism in Eukaryota, Parabasalia, Trichomonadida, Trichomonadidae. The transcript has a single exon. Gene Ontology annotation, molecular function: nucleotide binding; DNA binding; DNA-directed DNA polymerase activity.
AUGUUGUCAGAUAACAUGAAACAAAAGAGCGAAAAGAAACUCAUUGCUGACUUCGACGCUGUUUCAUUAUAUCCAUCCGCUAUAGCAAGACUUUAUACUUUAGAAGGAAUUCCAAAAGUAUUGAAGGAUGAGAUGUUAAGCACAGAGUAUCUCAUGAGACAUUUAUUCGAUGACGACCAAAAGGAACCCAUUGGUGAAAAGUUUAUGUCUGGCUUCUUUGUUCUCAUUAAGAUAACAGAGAUUGGAAUACAUAGACACUUUCCUUUAAUAGUUUGUGACCCUGAACUAAAUCCAGAACUUAACGUUCCCAGAAGUUCAAACACUUGCUGUUUAAUGUAUGUUGACCAUAUAACAUUACAAGACCUCAUAAAAUAUCAAGGUGUCAAAUGUGAAGUGUUGCAAGGAUACUAUUACGAUGGAAACAGAGAUAUUAGAAUAAGAGAUGAAGUAAAGAAGUUGUUUGAGUUAAGGUUAAAGUAUAAGAAAGAAGGAAAUCCUUUGCAAGAAAAUAUAAAGCUCAUUCUGAACAGUAUUUAUGGCAAAACUAUUCUAUCUCCUAUUGAGUCAAAAAUAACCAUAGUAAAUGACAAAGAUGCUAUAAGAUAUGCCAUCAGAAACUACAACCAUAUAGUGAAGUUCGAAGGUUUGGAUGGUUCAGAUAAAACUAUUUUCAAGCUAACGAAAAGCAUUUGCAGACACUUUAACUUCUGUCCACUUGGUGUUAAUAUUCUAUCUAUGUCGAAGAGAAUAAUGUGUGAAGUAUUCUGUACUGCUGAAGAUAUGGGACUUCAAAUAUUUUACCAGGACUGUGAUAGCAUGCAUAUUUUCAAUGAAGACAUACCAAAGCUUGCAGCAGAGUUUAAGAAGAGAUACG